Enterobius vermicularis (human pinworm) is the source of this 1917-nucleotide messenger RNA. Lineage: Eukaryota; Metazoa; Nematoda; Chromadorea; Rhabditida; Oxyuridae. The record is from the annotation of a GenBank genome assembly.
AUGCCUAAGAGGGGCCGAAGGUGGAAAGCUCAGCCACCGAGCAAACGGAGGUGCUCGUCUAGAAGUAUUUCGUUGAAUGGCACUGAAAAAGAUGACGUGGAUGCAGGAAGCAACAGUCAUGCAUCUGAAAAAAGCAAUUCUACUGUUGACGAAGACGAUUAUUUAAACGCUACAAAUGAAACGGAUGUUGAAAGUUCUGUUAUUGAAGAUGUUGAUAGUUGCUAUCGUGAUGUAGUUGCAACUUAUGAAAAAACAAUUAUCAAGGAGAGUGAGGAACUUUUUAUUUCAAUGCGUGAGGACAAGAAGGAAGUGUAUAAGGGAUCACUGGCGAAGCCAAUGUCUAAACUUGUUAUUGAAGCUGCAGAGAAUGUUGACCAACCAACUCACUUUAUUAUCAGGCCUGUUUUUGAAGGGACAUUGCAAAAAUGUCCUUGUCGUACAAUUGACUAUAUUGCGGAAAAGCCAAGGAUGCGAUAUUGGACAGUUACCGAAAGUAAUAUAACUGUUGACGCGUUUAUCCGAUGUGAUGACGAGCAUACUUUGUCACACAUCCCUUUCCUUGCGGACGAAGAAGAUGGAGAAUUCGGUGAAGAGUUGCAAAAUACAUUUCCUGAGGGGAUUCAUGGUACGAGGAAAGGUUGUGGUCUGUUCAUCAAUGAUUAUAUUUUGCAUACAAUGCUCAUGAAGCUGUCAAAAAAGUACAAAUCUGAAGAAGAGGUAAGAAAGGUAUGCAGAGGGAUCAAUGCUCAAUUCCCUAAUAAGGCGACCGUUCCGCAGUUGCUUUCUUUGUUUAAUGAGCUACCCUCGCUUACAAUAUAUGGUUCCGGUUCGCGAGACAACUGUCAAAAAACUCAAAGCGGUGAGGAGCGUCCAUCGUACAGCUCUUUCCAGCUUUUAUCUUGUGGUCGUUGCUUUGCUUACGAUUGUCUCCUUCACGGUAUAAGUCAAACUGAUGGCCAAGUUCAAAAGAAGGACUUACCUAAUUCUGUUACUAUUGAGCCCUGUGGGCCUGAUUGUUACAAGCAUUCUUUACCCCCGCCGACUUCUGGAAAAGAGACGGUGAACGGGAACGAAAGUAGUGCCAAGAGCUCUAAAACGCAGGUUGUGAACGGGAAUGAAAGUAGUGUCAAGGGGUCUAAAACGCAACUGUCGACUGGGGAGAGUUCAUUGAACCCUCUCAAUACCGAUAUAUUGCUCGCAUUGCGUUCGACCUUCAAGAAUGAUUACUGCAAGAUUGCUAAAGCAUUUAAUGCUACUGUUGGAGAACUAGCGAGCAAAACUUGUUUAGAAAUUUAUUCUUAUCUGCUACAAAUGGCUCCUGUCUCACCGCGUGUUGAUGUUGUCCCUAGGCAUAAAUCUAAAAAGAAAAAGAACAUGAGGGAUAAGCAUCGCUUAUUUCGGUCUGUCAAGUGGGCACGUACUGAGGGAAAGGUCAGGAAUUCUCAUGUUUAUGAACCAUGCCACCAUCUUGGGAAGUGUACAGUAGAAAAUGGAUGUUCUUGCGUUCGUGUUGACAAUCUCUGCACGAAACAUUGUGCAUGUCCAGAAACCUGCGUUCAUCGCUUCCCUGGCUGUCGUUGUGCUCCAGGACUUUGUUGCACAAAGCAGUGUCAAUGCUUUUAUGCCAGUUGGGAAUGCGACCCGGAUCUCUGCAAGUCGUGUAGAUGUGAUAAUCUGGAAGAACCUGAAGCGUUAAUGUGCAAAAAUGUUUCCAUUCAAAGGGGAUUUCAGAAAAAGCUUAGCAUUGGUACCUCCCAGGUUGCUGGGUGGGGUUGUUUUGCUGAAGAGGAUAUCGCAAAAAACGAGUUUAUUUCUGAAUACUGCGGUGAAGUUAUUACGCACGAUGAAAGCGAAAGAAGAGGGAAAAUUUAUGACAAACUAAAAUGCAGUUAUCUUUUUGGUAAUUUUUAUUGUUAA